AUGUUCCUGGUGAAGCCAGUGUUUCUAGCGGUUUUAACACUGGGCUUGUUGGUGGUCAUUCCUUUUGGCUGUAUCAACAGUGAAUCCAGCCCACGAUCCCUUUUCACAUCCACAGAAAACAAAUUACUCAAGCAUUCGCCUUAUACAAGUGGUCCUAUUGAAUCUUCCAUCUGGCAAUUUUGGGACAAAGAUGAGCACGUUCCUGAAGAGGCCAGACCAUUGAUGGAACGUUGGCAAUCGGUCAACUCUCCACAGUACACAUACAAUUAUCUCACCCUUUAUGGUGUCGAGAGUAAAUUAGGCUACUGUUUUAAAGAUGUCCCUGAAGUCCUUAAAGCUCUGGAUAGCUUGCCUCAUUUCCAACUCAAAUACGAAUUCAUGAAAUAUCUCUUAAUCUACUGUGAAGGAGGUAUUUACGCUGACAUCAAUACAGAUUUGUUCAAGCCAGUGAGACAUUGGUUCAAACAACCCAUGGUAGACACAGAACUGUUAGUCGGAGUCCAAUCAGAUCACAACGCUGAUAAUUGGCAUGAGCUAUACAAUAGAAGACUGACGUUUGGAACAAACAUUUUUGCAGCCAAGCAGUACCAUCCAUUCCUUGCAAAACUCAUUGGAAGAAUCACAGAUUACAUAUUGAAAAGCCAGAAACAGAUCCAGGCCGCAGACUGGAAAAAGAGAUUAGAAACUCUCGACGUCGCUUCAGAGCCUGUGGGCUCAUUUACCGGUCCUUCGAUGUUCACCGACGUUUUGCUAGAGUAUUUGAACACCAAAGACUGGAAAUUCUAUUUUAACACAGCUAGAGAAGAACAGGUGUUCUUGUUCCCUUCCUCCGAUUCGGCAACUAGAAAGGACAGCACUGGAAGAACAGUGAAGCAGGGUCCUACAAUUCAUGGCCCUCCAAAUUCUGAGGGCCAUACGUUUUCAUACAGAUUUUUUACAAUGGCGGUGGAACCUGCACAAAUCGAUUCCACUGUAGUCUUGCCUCAAAUUUCCUUCAAUGGUUUGAUUGAAACGGAAAAAGUGAUCCCUAAGGAUCAGCAUGAUGAUGAUGACGAGAUCACAAGAGGGUAUUUGUCUUAUUAUUACGCUAGAAGCAUCAACAUUUAG
This is a messenger RNA of Ogataea philodendri, 1107 nucleotides long. RefSeq lists its product as uncharacterized. The transcript has a single exon. Gene Ontology annotation, biological process: protein N-linked glycosylation. Gene Ontology annotation, cellular component: mannan polymerase complex. The coding region runs from base 1 to 1107 and encodes 368 amino acids. Lineage: Eukaryota; Fungi; Ascomycota; Pichiomycetes; Pichiales; Pichiaceae. The record is from RefSeq and is a predicted model, not a curated record. Gene Ontology annotation, molecular function: alpha-1,6-mannosyltransferase activity.